Messenger RNA from Cucurbitaria berberidis CBS 394.84, 807 nucleotides. RefSeq lists its product as uncharacterized. NCBI's taxonomy places the organism in Eukaryota, Fungi, Ascomycota, Dothideomycetes, Pleosporales, Cucurbitariaceae. The transcript has a single exon. The record is from RefSeq and is a predicted model, not a curated record. Bases 163 to 744 code for a protein of 193 amino acids.
CGAGGACUUGGCCGUAAGACCACGCUUUGGGAGGAGCCAUCUGGGACGACGCUCAUAACUUGCCUGUGCCGGCCCAUGGACAAGGUAGUGUGGGGCCUUGAGUAGUAGUAUACGGGACAGUUUCGGCAUCAUGGAAUAAUAAUACUUUGGUAGAGAGAAGCAAUGACAGAACCCUUGCACCACAACCCAAGUACGAAAUACCAUGUUGCACUCACCCACCUUGCGCCCACAACACACGCUUCCUCUACCAAUCCCCCCCUCGUACCACUCUACGCCCUCGAAAUCGGCGUGCGCCAUGCUCGCCGCCCAUGCUCGCACAGACGCAUCACGAGCCGGAAAGCAAGACAUUUUGAUGCGUUUCAUGCAUCUCAAGGGAGCCACGCUCGCAGAUCCUCCAUGUGCCACCUUUCAACGGUACUUAGGUCCCGCCACCUUGGCCGAAGGAUGCAAGAAAGAAAAAAAAGCGCCGGCGUGUGCGCGUCUUGGUCUAGCAGGCAGAAGGCUCACCGAUCAGUCAACAGGCUACUAUACCGCAGCCGGUGUAGCAGAGGCAAGCUAUGUAUGUCUUGCACUAGCUUCGCUCCCGUCGUCUAUUUUUUGUCGGUAACUCUUAGAGCAUACCCUGGCGCUGCGCUACGACGGCCCCGGACGCUCGGCUGCGGUAGGCCUCCUCGGGCCAGGGCUACUUUUCUCAGCCUUGCCUUUAGGAGGGCCCCCGGGAGGAGAAAGCAAGACCAGAGCUAAGCUAACAAGGCGUUAAUGAGUAGCUUCAUGGUCGUUGAAUUAGGGUACAUUGUUUUUCCGCCU